CGGCCGGAAUCAUCACACUAACCCGUGGAAGCCGUAACGUACGACAAAAAAAGAUACGGUGUUUACUGCAAGGUCACGGUUCAUACAUUUAUAUAUUACUGAUUUGAGAGUCGAUCAGUUUAUUAUUGACCUCUGCGGGAGCGCGCGCGUUAUGGUCCAAAAAAUAUUAAUUAUCGCAUUUUUCGCUACCUGCCAUGGGCAGCUCGCUGACUUACUGUUCCCUCGUGUGGCCAACACCGUUAGGCAGACGGCGGACUCGUUGACAAAUAAUCCAGUGGCGAGCCAAGCUACCAACUUCGCCGGAGGCCUGCUGACGGACACCUUCAAUCGCUUCACAAACGUACCAAUCACCAUCGCGCGGUCUCUAACCGGCGGAGACGGUAUCAACGGCGUCCCCGGCCUAAUCAACGACAACAACUUGGUAGCCUUAAGCGAUAGUUUCCUCUCCGAGUUCAACUUUGGCCUAGGGAACGAGGACUGCAAUCUUAACUGCGGCCAGCUCAUCACCAAAUACGGACAUUCAGUUGAGACGCACGAUGUUUUCACCGAAGAUGGUUAUAUAUUGAAGAUGUUUAGGAUACCCAGCGACGGACCAGUUGUGUAUCUUCAACAUGGGUUAUUAGGAAGUGCAGAUGACUAUAUAGUGGCCGGACCGGACAGUGGAAUAGCGUAUCUCCUAGCAAAAGAGGGCUACGAUGUCUGGUUGGGAAACACGCGCGGCUGCAAGCACUCGCGGCGUCAUAUCGAGAUGAGCCCCUCUCAAGGCGCUUUCUGGGACUUCUCUUGGCACGAAGUUGGCUAUUACGAUCUACCCGCUAUGAUCAACUACGCUCUAAAUACUACAGGAAAGGAAAAGCUAAAAUACAUCGGCCAUUCCCAAGGGACCACUGCAUUCUGGGUGAUGGGAUCAGAACGGCCCGAAUACAUGGAAAAGAUUGCAUUAAUGGUUGCCCUAUCACCCGUCGCUUUUAUGUCCCACAUAAAGAGUCCUAUCAUAAGAUUCUUAGCUCCCACAGGAGGUAUAAUUCACGCAUUUGCAAAGUCAAUUGGUCUUUAUGAAUUGGCCCCGGAUAAUGCGUUGAUGAGAAUAUUUAAAAGAAUAGCGUGCGGCGCAGGGCCGUUUGCGGAAAUAAUGUGCACUAAUCUUUUGUUCUUAGUGGCUGGUUACAACGUGGAACAGCUGAAUGUCACGAAUCUGCCUGUGAUCUUCAGCCACGCGCCAUCAGGUGCGUCAACAAAGCAGUUCGCGCAUUAUGGACAAGAAGUGAUCUCUGGGAGAUUUAGGAAGUUCGACUACGGUUCGGCCGAGAACCAGGUGCGGUACGGGUCAAGCGACCCGCCCGACUAUGACCUGUCUCGAGUGACAGCUCCCGUGUCGCUCGUGUACAGCGACGCCGACUGGCUAAGUGACGCACGCGACGUCGACAUGUUGUACAACCUGUUGCCCAACGCCAUCGACAUACACAAGGUGCCGUCGAGAAACUUUAACCAUUUGGACUUUGUGUUCGCGAAGGAUGUGAAAUAUUUGAUUUUUGAGAGACUGAGUAAACUGUUAGCGCGUUUUUAAAUAUUAAUGAAAGUGAUUGCUAAUUAAUUCAUUCAUGUUUAGUAUGAUCUUGAAGUGGCUUGACCGUGACUGAGGUCAGCUGCAUACUUUAUAUAAAAUGGCAAAUAGCCGUUGUAGACUGUGAGUUCGUCUCUAGAACACCAUGUGGUAUAUCUCAAACACGUAACAUCUUUGCGUGUUGCGUGCUUGGAUAUCUAACUUAUACGGUCUGAAAGAGGCGAUUUGCUAGGUCAAGUCAAGUGUUGUGGUGUGAAUAAUUGGCCAGACAGCAGGUACAGUCAGCUAAAUAUUUUACUAGACUAAAAAAUUGUAAAACAAUGGAAUGGAUGGUACCUAUUACAUAAUAUACCAUUACAAUAGUCCAUUGUCAAUUUGUCACUGUAUCUUAGACUUAUUUACCUGUGCGACGAUUUAACGUACCAAGAGGAGAAAUAGGUAUUAUUUUAAGGAGUGUAUAAGUCAUUAUUUUUUGUAAAUUCGUUAUAAUUAAAUUUUUCAGUAUUGUAGAAAUACAAAUAUAUUUUGUUGUA
Messenger RNA from Cydia pomonella (codling moth), 2097 nucleotides. RefSeq names its product lipase 3-like. The coding region runs from base 152 to 1567 and encodes 471 amino acids. The transcript has a single exon. Lineage: Eukaryota; Metazoa; Arthropoda; Insecta; Lepidoptera; Tortricidae. The record is from RefSeq and is a predicted model, not a curated record.